Acaromyces ingoldii is the source of this 1077-nucleotide messenger RNA. RefSeq names its product NAD(P)-binding protein. The record is from RefSeq and is a predicted model, not a curated record. NCBI's taxonomy places the organism in Eukaryota, Fungi, Basidiomycota, Exobasidiomycetes, Exobasidiales, Cryptobasidiaceae. The coding region runs from base 1 to 1077 and encodes 358 amino acids. The transcript has 3 exons.
AUGGACUUCAAGGCCUAUGGCUUCUUUCCACCGGCGCCGCAGUGGCUGCCUGAGCGCGACAUGCCCGACCAGACAGGGCGUGUCUUUGUCGUGACGGGCGCCAACACGGGCAUUGGCCGCGAGAUCGCAAGGGGGCUGCUGCUUCGUGGCGCCAAAGUUUUUGCCGCAUGCCGGUCCAAGGAGCGCGCGGCCGAGGCCAUCGACACGCUCAAGCGCGAGACGGGCCGCGACGCCAUCCACUUUCUCCAAGUCGACCUGGCGAGCAUCAAGGCGACUGUUGCCACCGCCGAGGCCUUUGUCGCCUCGGAGGACCGCCUCGAUGGGCUCAUCAAUUCCGCCGGUGUGAGCGCCACGCCCGCGCAUUGGAAGACGGAGGACGGCAUCGAGCUGCAGUUUGGCACAAAUGUCGUCGGCCAUUUUGCCCUGACUAUGGCCCUGCUCCCGCUGCUCAAGCAGACGGCAAAGGCGCAAGGACCGGGCGAGGUCCGUAUCGUCCACGUCGCGAGCUCUAUGCACUUUAUCCAGCAGGACAAGCGGGGCAUCUUCUACGAAGGCCUCCGUAGCGAUGGCGUAGGGAAGAACAAGCGCAGCGGUACGAUCCUCUACGGCCAGAGCAAGCUCGGCAAUAUUCACGUCUCCAACAGGCUGGCCGAGGUGCUGCGCGACGACGGCAUCCUCAAUCUCUCGCUCCAUCCGGGAAACAUCACCACGGAACUCUUGCGCCACCGCUCGAAGCUCGAGCGUUGGAUCAUCGGCCCCAUUCUUUACCCUACACCGAUGGGCGCCGUUACGCCGCUGUACGCGGCCACAGCACAGGAGCUGACGAUGGAGCACACGGGCGGCUAUCUUGUCCCGUGGGCCAGACUCUACCAUACCACGCACCCCAAGGCGCAGGACAAGCAGGCCAUCGACGCCACCUGGGCCUUUUGCGACGAGGCCGUGCGAAGCGUCACCAAGGCGGAGGUGACGACAGCAGCCACGACAGCCACGACGACGACGACGACGACGACGACGACGCAGGCUACACCAGCUGGCACGGAGACAGGGACGGGCGCAGGGGCAGAGGCGAGCAAGUAG